AUGUCUCUUUUCGGUGGUGGUGGUGGUGGCGGCGCCACUGGCGGCGGCGGCUCGCUCUUUGGGCAAAAUAACCAGAAUCAGCAACAGACGGGCAACGCGACCUCGACCGGCGGCGGGUUGUUUGGCGCGCAGAACAAGCCCGCGACUGGGGGCGGAGUGUUUGGCCAAAGCACCCAGCCGGCUGCGGCCUCGACUGGCGGUGUCUUUGGACAGCCUGCGCAGAAUCAGACCCAACAGACGGGCACGACGGGUGGACUGUUUGGACAGCCUGCGCAGAAUCAGACGCAACAGACAAGCACGACGGGUGGACUCUUUGGGCAAAACACGCAGAACCAAACGCAGCAGACUGGGACGACUGGUGGUGGGCUCUUCGGCCAGAACAACCAGGCCCAGACGCAGGGAACGACCGGCAGCGGUCUAUUCGGCCAAAACAACCAGGCCCAGACACAAGCUACAACCGCCGGCGGGCUUUUCGGUCAGAACAAUCAAGCUCAGACGCAACAAGCUGGAACCACAGGCAGUGGCCUUUUCGGUGCGAAGCCUGCGACAGGCGGCAGCGUCUUUGGUCAACCGGCGCAAACCCAGCCCUCCAAUGCGUUUCAAGCAGCCGGCGCGAGCGUUCUUGGUGGUCAACAACAGCAACCCGCUGGGUCUGCUCUUGGCGGCAGUCUUUUCACCAACCAACCACAAAGCAACACUCAGAAUGGCGUGACCGCGCCCUCGCAGCCCGCAGGCGCUUACUUCGAUAGCUUGUUUGCAAAGACGCAAAAAGCCGGUGGUCAGAACAAUUCAAAUAUGGAAGAUCUUCCGAGCCUCGAGCUCGGCCUCGGCGAUCUCCGCCACCGUUUGCGCAAGCUUCAGUCUAAGCCUAACGAGAAACCCCUCGAAGGCAAGGCGCACUACCUGCUUGCGGCAGCAGGCGUCAACCCUGGUGCUGCGGCCAAGGACCUGGGACUUUUGGACGUGCAGGGACGUACCGAACGCGCCGCGCAUGGCGGCUACGCUCCGAGCGAAAUUGAUGUCGAAACUUACCUCUCGAAUCUGCAGACCAAAACAACAUUAAGCAUGAUCUCGGACGGCUUGGAACGAUCGGUCCGCGACUUUGAUAACUUUCUCGAAGACAACGUUGCGAUGGAAUGGGAUGUGCAGCGCAAGCGGAUUUAUGACCACUUUGGCAUCAAACCUCAGGAGAAUGGAGCUGCCAGCCGCGAAAGUCAGGGCGGUUUCGGCCGCUCUCGACGAAGCAAAGCACAGGAUGGUGCUCCCAAGGCCUCUCGCGCCUCAGUGUUCGGAAAUUCCGCCUUGCAUCGAUCUGUAAUUGGUGCUCCUAGCCGCAUCGGAAUGCACGAGUCCGAGUUUACAGACAUCGAUCCAGCCGCGGAUGUCAAGAAGAAGGGUGGACUAGAGGACCGGGGAACGCGCGAAAGACAGCUGAAGCUUGCCGACAAAGUUCGCAAUCUGAAUAUGUGCCGACUCGAUAACCGCCCUUAUCCCAUUCUACAUGAGCUCUGCCAGGUUGAAGAAAAGUCGCACGAGCCUCAUGCGUUCCAUAUAGUCGAGGCAUACCGUGCCAUGAUUGAAGUCGUCGGGGAGCAGUCCGUCAACUCUCCUCUGGGCUACAGCGCAACAAAGGAACGCGAAUUCGCUGGCAUAUAUCUGGAUGAAAAUCCAAACUCUCCUCAGUCUGUUGAGAUGAAGAAGAAAAUUCUCAGUGGCGCAAAUGCAUUUUUGGAAAAGCAAUUCAUUCGAGAGGUUGAGAGCCUCAUCGCAAAGCAUCCUCACGAGGCCAAGCUUGGUGGUCUUCCCGACAUCACAAGCAAGAUCAAGGCAUACAUCCGCCUUCGUUCAGCGAGGAAGGAUUUGGUACCCGACAACACGGAGCUGCAGCAGGUUCAGGGUGAAUUUGUGUGGGCGAUAGUAUUCUACCUAAUACGUUCCGGCAACGUUAACGAAGCCGCAAAAUAUGUCAACGACAACAGCAAUCAUUUCAGAGGAAUCGACAGGACAUUCUCGACAUAUCUCAACAACUAUGCUGCCAGCGAAGACCGCAGGAUCACAAACAGAAAAUUGCUCGAGCGCUGUACGAAUGAAUACGUCCAGCGAUACCGCAAUGCCCCCGACAACUCCAUUGAUCCGUUCCGCAUGGCUUGUUACAAGAUCAUUGGUCGAAUCGAGCUAGCGAACCGCGAUCUGAAUGGCUUCAACACAGACAUCAACGACUGGAUUUGGUUGCAAUUCAACCUCGCGCGUGAAGGCGACAAGACUGUAGAGAUGGCAGGCGAGUCGUAUGGUCUUGCAGAACUGCAAACCAGUAUCCGGGAGAUUGGUCUUAAGCACUUUCCCAAGACUGUCUCCGAUGAUAACAACAGUGGUAGCUUUGGCAUGUUCUUCUAUCUUCAGGUACUUUCCGGCAUGUUUGAAGAUGCGAUUGGCUACCUAUACUCUUUCUCAUACAUUGAUGCUGUCCACUUUGGUAUCGCUCUCGAAUACUAUGGCCUUUUGCGGCCUAGCGACCCGAUGUCGGCGCCAAACGAUCUUCGCAGCUAUAGCAGCAAGAAUCUGUCUCAGAUCAACUUUGGCAGAAUGAUUGGAUACUACACUCGCGACUUCCGUGCCGCCGAUGUCGUAUCAGCUGUCGACUAUCUGACGCUGAUCUGCCUCAAUCAAGACUUGGGUGGCGAAGCUGGUCGACGACAGAGCAGCCUGUGCCACGAAGCCCUGCGUGAACUGGUACUUGAGACACGCGAAUUUAGCAAACUCAUCGGUGAUAUUCGCCCAGAUGGCCAGCGCAUCCGCGGCAUUAUCGAGAUCCGGGGUCCUCUUAUUGGGCUGAGCGAUGAGGACGAUUUCAUUAACACGGUCACGCUGCAGGCGGCAAGUUUUGCCGACGAGAACGGGAGAACCACCGACUCUGUACUGCUGUACCACCUUGCGGGUGAGUACGACGCUGUCGUUGCAAUCGUCAGCCGCGCUAUCAGUGAAGCCAUCUCCCUCGAAAUUGGCGAGGAUCCCAUGCGCCUGAUGCCCAUCAAGCCUAGAGCCGGCGGCAAUGAUGCAGAUGCUCAGCAAGGGACCAGCCUGAGCUUGGCUGCCAUUGACGAUCCGAUCGAGCUUGCCAAGACAAUGAUGCACAUGUACGAGCGCGAUGCCAUGUUUUACCGCAAGAUCCAAGACACCAAUAAGAUGGCCUGCCGCGUCUUGUUGGAAAUGAGCACUAUCAAGAACCUUGUCGAAACUGCCCAGUGGGCACAAUGUCUUGACAAAAUACGCGGUCUUGAGAUCCUGCCACUGGAGGCCAGCGGCGACGCCAGCGCCAUUCGCUCCUACGCGGCUAAAUUCUCAGCCCUCCCGCAGCCUGUCUCCAUUAACGUACCGAAUCUGCUAAUGUGGACCAUUAUCUGCUGCGUGCGACAGCGCGAGCAGCUCACCAAUGGCCAGUUUAGCGGCAACGAGGGAACGCGCAGGAUGAUGGUGGAUCAGCUCAAGCAGAUGACGCUCGACUUGACGACAUAUACUAGCCAGCUGCGUUAUCGCUUCCCGCCGCAUUUGCACGAGGCACUCGCGAGGGCGUCUGCUGAAUAA
Molecule: messenger RNA, 3582 nt
Organism: Beauveria bassiana ARSEF 2860
Lineage: Eukaryota; Fungi; Ascomycota; Sordariomycetes; Hypocreales; Cordycipitaceae
Product: nucleoporin NIC96
Exons: 2
Coding region: 1-3582 (1193 amino acids)
Biological process (GO): protein import into nucleus; poly(A)+ mRNA export from nucleus
Cellular component (GO): nuclear pore
Molecular function (GO): structural constituent of nuclear pore
Source: RefSeq, a predicted model, not a curated record